UACCUUCUCAUUAUCACACAAAUUUGAUAUAGUAAAGCCCUUCUCUUGAUUUGUUAUCUUUUCUGCGUGUGUGAAACUUUUUUUAUUUUUCUUUUUGCUUCAUACAUCGAUCACAAAUGGCAGCAUCAGACAUAGUUGUGAUCUUCGAUUUCGAUAAAACGAUUAUCGAUUGUGACAGUGACAAUUGGGUGGUUGAUGAGUUGGGCGCCACCGAGUUGUUCAAUCAGCUUCUUCCCACCAUGCCCUGGAAUUCUCUUAUGGAUCGAAUGAUGAAAGAACUUCAUUCGCAAGGAACAACGAUUGAGGAUAUUGCAGCCGUUCUAAAAAGAACUCCAAUACAUCUCCAAAUCAUCGAAGCCAUUAAAUCCGCUCAUGCCUUAGGAUGUGAUUUGAAGAUUGUAAGCGACGCAAACACCUUCUUCAUCGACACAAUUUUGGAGCAUCAUGGCCUCCAGGAAUGCUUUUCGGAGAUCAAUACAAACCCUGGGUUUGUCGAUGAACAAGGCAGGCUAAGGAUCUUUCCUCACCAUGAUUUCACCAAAUCAUCUCACGGAUGUGAUCAUCCCAGCUGCCCUCCCAAUAUGUGCAAGGGUAUUGUGAUUGAAAAGAUCCAAGCAUCUCUAUGCAUGGAGGACCAAAAGAAAACAAUAAUCUACCUUGGUGAUGGGCUCGGUGACUUCUGCCCAACUUUGAAGCUUGGUGAUGGAGACUAUGUGAUGCCAAGGAAAGAUUUCCCAGUUUGGGACUUGAUUUGCAAAAACAGGAGUCUAAUUAAGGCACAAAUAUACGAAUGGAGCGAUGGGGAGGAGUUUAAAAGUGUAUUGCUCCGCCUUAUUAGCCGGAUUAUUUCCAUUGACGGAAACAACACUAAUGCCAAUAUUGGUCAGCUCUAUUCAGUUGAUUGCAAACUAAAUACGAUGGCGUUGCCAGUCACCACCGGCCAUGAAGCCUUCCCCCAGGCCCUUCCCGUUCUUCAUUAGUUGAAAGUCAAAAUCACAAAUGAAUUUGAUGCCUUUUAGCUUCCUACAAUAUUACUAUUGCAAUAAUUAAUCUCUAGUUUUGAUGGUAGGAAA
This is a messenger RNA of Gossypium arboreum, 1073 nucleotides long. RefSeq names its product inorganic pyrophosphatase 2-like. The record is from RefSeq and is a predicted model, not a curated record. The coding region runs from base 117 to 980 and encodes 287 amino acids. Gene Ontology annotation, molecular function: phosphatase activity. NCBI's taxonomy places the organism in Eukaryota, Viridiplantae, Streptophyta, Magnoliopsida, Malvales, Malvaceae. The transcript has 4 exons.